AUGAAUCUCACCGACCAGGAGCGUGGCACCCUCCAGCACGUGGAGAGGCUGGGAGCUGCCAUAAGCUUGUUUGGUGUCUGCCUCAUCUUUAUCACCUAUGGCUUCUUCCCCCGGGUCCGCACGGUCCCGAAUACCUUCAUUUUCUUCGCCUCCAUUGCGAACGUCGGAGCCAGCAUCGCAUGUCUUAUCGGUUACAGCGGCAUCCUGGCCGGGGACGCAUCGGUCUUGUGCCAGGCUCAAGCAUUUCUUCUCGAGAUGUUCAUGCAAUCCGAUCCCUGGUGGUCGUUCGCCAUGGCGGUCAACGUCUACAUGGUAUUUUUCAUGAGCUACCCUCCCAAUCGAUUCCACAAGCACCUCUGGCUUUAUUGCCUCAUCUGCUUUGGCAUACCCGCAGUCCCAGCCUUCAUCUGCCUCAUCUAUGCACCGGGUGGGGAGCGCAUUUACGGCAAUGCCACGAUGUGGUGCUGGAUCAAUGACGCGUACAAUCAACUCCGGAUAUUCACCUACUACCUGCCGAUUUGGACGUGCAUUCUCCUAUCGAGCGCCAUCUACGUGGCCGUCGGGUACCACGUGUUUCACCACCGCAACCAGCUGCGCAACUUGACGCUUAGCAACCCGGCAAGGGACACCUACUGUGCGGAACGCAAGGAGUCGGAAAAGGUGCGCUUGAUCCCGGUCAUACCUCGACACUACCAGGAACAGCAAUGCUACGGCACCGUAACAACCGAGGUGCAAAUCACGGCCGAGUCCUCCGGCAGCCCAACACCGCCCUCCACUCCAGCCGGCUCCAUCGCCCCAGUCCUGAACCGACCCUCAACCGCCGGAGCUCACGCUCCCUGGGGCUCACCCGACGACGACGACGACAACAACAACUACGACAGCAGCGGCCCCACCUCCUCCACCACCCGCGUCGUGCGCGGCCACACCCACAGCAACCACCACACGCACGGCGGUGGCAGCAGCAGCGGCAACAACCACCACGCGCCCUUCACCACCACCCUAACCAUCACCUCCGAGCCCCACCCCCACCACAACAACAACAACAACAACACGUGCAACCACCCCAACCACCACCACACCAACCUCCCCACCGGCCUCACCCGCGCCCGGCACAAGUUCCAGCGCAAGCUCUCCACCCUCGACCCCAUCAAGCUCGCCUACCUGCGCACCUCCUUCGUCUUCGCCCUCUCCAUCCUCGUCACCUGGACGCCCAGCAGCAUCAACCGGGUCUACUCGCUCGCCUACCCGUCCCGCACCUCCUACGGCCUCAACCUGGCGAGCGCCAUCGUGCUGCCGCUGCAGGGGCUGUGGAAUGCGAUUAUUUUCGCGGCGACGAGCUGGCAUAUCCUAAGGGAGGAGUGGGUGGAGGCGAGAAGGAGGGGGAGGGGGUGCGGGGGGUUUUGGUGUGGCGGGGGGAGGGCGAGACGGUUGAGUGGUGGUGGUGGUGGUGGUGUCGGGGGUGGUGGUGGUGGUGGGUAUGAUGAUAGGGGGAAGCAGGUUGGUUUGUCGCUGUCGGGGCCGGGGUUUCGGAGUCAUGACGGGAGUAUCCCGGAGAAUCGGGAGCUGGCUACCAUGCCGCGGGUGGCGAACGUGCGGGUUAUUCGGGGCGGGUCCCUUUGA
Messenger RNA from Chaetomium fimeti, 1620 nucleotides. RefSeq lists its product as uncharacterized. The transcript has 4 exons. Bases 1 to 1620 code for a protein of 539 amino acids. NCBI's taxonomy places the organism in Eukaryota, Fungi, Ascomycota, Sordariomycetes, Sordariales, Chaetomiaceae. Gene Ontology annotation, biological process: cell surface receptor signaling pathway; adenylate cyclase-activating G protein-coupled receptor signaling pathway. Gene Ontology annotation, cellular component: plasma membrane. The record is from RefSeq and is a predicted model, not a curated record. Gene Ontology annotation, molecular function: G protein-coupled receptor activity.